AUGAUAUGUUCCAGAUGUUCAUCUUUGCCUUCAUGUUCUUCGAGGUUUGAACUAUUCUUUCCAUGAUCAUCUACUAUUGAGUUUCAGAUUUUUCUCCGCACAACCAAAUAAGUUAGGGCCAGUUUCUCGAAUAUCGCAUUCACUUCUGCGGGUUUCUGGAUUAGCCGCGAAAACGACGAUAAGAAAUGUCUCCUUUUAUUUACCUCGUUUCUCACUAUUAUUUUGUUCAGGUAUCUGUUAUCGAAACAAAAAGGGCUUCUGUGAAGCUGAAAAACGCCACAUUUCGAGAUCUACGCGAUAUAUUCUCGCUCGCCGGCCCUUAUAAAUGGAGAAUAAUGCGUUAGUUUUUCAUUUCAAGAAACAAAGUUCAUUCGGUUUUCAGUUGGAUUGUCGUUUUUGGGCAUAUCAAGUUCAAUCUUUCUGUUCACUCCGCGCGUUUUGGGAAAAUUGAUAGACGAAUGGGAUGAUACAAAAAAGGACAAAGAGACGAAAGAUGAUAAAGCUCUGCUGCUCGCAAAGUUUUAGGGUUCUGUUUCUCUCUUAAAAAUUGUGUGUUUAGGUUUUUCAAAGAAAAUCCCGCCGCUUUGGUGGGUAUUUUAUUUAUCGGUGGAGCUGCGAUUGCAGCGAGAGUAUACUGCAUGCAUACGGCCGGUGAGGUUGAUUUUCGAAAGCUUUAAAUAUAAUAAUUUAAGGUCAACUUGUAAUCAACGAUUUGAGGAAAACCGUUUUCAAUUCGGUUUUGCGGCAGGACAUGACGUUCUUUGAUAAAAAUAAGGUUCGUUUCCUAACUUUCAAGAGUCUCUGUGUUGAAAUAAGUAGGUGUUUUCCAGAAUAAAUAUGAAAAUUGAAGGUCGGGGAGAUAGUUUCGCGCCUCUCGACGGACGCUCUCAUCGUCGGUUAUUCGGUUUCGAUGAACCUGAGCGACGGCGCCAGGGCUCUUCUCACCUGUCUCGGCUCCGGAGGACUCAUGGUUUGCCUGAAAUAAUGUUGGGGUGUUCAUCGGACAAACUUACUCCAAAACAAUAAUUAGUGUCGUUUCGGAGCAACUUAAGGGAGCUGAGGAGCACUUUCUUACGUUUUGAAACAUGUUCCGUGUCUCUGAUGAAUACGCCAGAAAUAUUAGAAGUUCAUAUCGUGAUUAUAAGGAGAUAUUCGAAUUUUAUUCUGAAAAUUCACAGGUUUAUACCUCGCCAGCCUUGUGCAAAGUCAUGUUCAUCGUGAUUCCCAUCAUUGUCGGAACUUUUGCCGUUUUCGGAAAGCUCCAGCGGAAAUACACGCUUCAAAUGCAAGAGGCCGUUGCCGGAGCGAACCAGGUUUGAAAAAUUCAUACAACUGAAGUUGAGAAAAACCGAAUUGAAGGUGGCUACGGAACGACUUUCGAACGUGAGGACGGUCAGGAUGCUGGUGGCCGAGAAAAAGGAAUUGGCCGCGUAUUCCGACAAAAUCCACGAGAUUUGGAACAUUUCCAAACGCGAAGGCCUCGCCAAGGGAUGCAUGUUUGGAUCUGUAAGUCGCCUUUUUUUUUUCAAAAAUACACGUUCUCCAAAUUCAAUUUUGAAAGUAUAGAAUAUUAUGUGAAGUUCCAAAAAGGUUAUUUGGAAAGGUGAAAAAAGUUUUUCAUAAUUAGAAAUUUAAAAAGUAGAAAAGUAACUCUUACAAUCGUUUUUGCAAAGGAAAAACAAAAGCUUGAAGGAAAGAAUGAAGUGGGAAGAUGGUGUCAAGGAUUUGUGUUCAUUUUUGUAUUUAAAUAAUUUGUUUGAGCAUCUGGAAACAUAUAUUUUAUGCAAAAAUAAAUUUUUACCAUUAUUCCUACAUCAAGUAGAGUUAGUUUUUAAUAUUUUAUUCAAUUUUGAAUUUUGAAUUCAGUUCUAAUUUCAAAAAAAGGGUUGCACUUUGAUUCAAAAUGCUUUUAUGCCAACCCUUCCUUCCGAUUCCGAUGAGAAACCAACAAAAAUUUUGUCUUCAGUUCCAAUUCACCGGCUAUAUUGCCCUUUCGACGAUUUUAUUCUACGGCAGUAAUCUCAUCAGUCAAGGCCUUCUCACUUAUGGUUAAUUUGAGAAUUUUCCCCCUAAAUGAAAUGAAAUCUAGGCGAACUCUCGUCGUUUUGUUUGUACGCAGUUCUGAGUGCCGCGAGUUUGUCCAACAUUUCUGGAUUUUACCUGGAAUUGAUGAAGGUAUCCGUUUUGGUUAAAAAAAAACAUAAAAAAUUUAUUUUAGGGCCUCGGAGCAAGCGCUCGAUUAUUUGAACUUAGAAAUAAAACCCCAAUCAUUCCACUCGAGGGAGGAAUCGAAAAGGGAGACGUUCAGGAGGCCAUCAAGUUUGUUAAAUUUUUUUAAAUCUCUUGAAAUUGCGAUUUUGGGUUCGAAAAACGUCGCCUUUGGUUAUACGGAUCGGGAUCAACUCUUUCACAAUGUUUCUUUCGAGGUUUUUUUUUGCUUUUAAAAACUGAAAAACCGCUUGAUGUGAAUAUUAUAUUAACUGGUAAGUUGAGUGACCUUUAUAGUGAUGUCUUGAAACUUUUUAAGCAUUUUUGUUUAAUUCACCGAAAAAGGUUUUAGUUGUGGUUUUAUAUAGGUAAGUGUGUUCAAAUUUUGUCAUUAAAUAAAAUUUAAUCUGUUAUAAUAGGUAUUUUUUCACCUUAAGUAAUAUCAACAGGUCCCGGCCGGAAAAAUCACGGCAGUUGUCGGAGCUUCGGGAUCUGGAAAAUCGACAAUCGCCAGCCUUUUACUGAGGUUUUGAAGUUGAAGAAAUAAAAAUGGCACCUUUUAACUGAAGAUUGUACGAUCCGACGUCUGGUCGCAUUUUGGUGGACGGCGUCGAUUUGAAGGAAAUCGAUCCGUCUUUCUGGCGCCGACACAUUGGAACCGUCGGCCAGGUAAGUUACUAGAAGAAAAAUGAUCAACUUCAGUUUCCCAUUGAAAAUUAUUUUUUCAAGGAACCCGUCCUCUUUUCGACGACUAUUCGAGAUAAUAUCGUCUAUGGAGCUGAAGACCCACACCAAAUCUCCGAUGAACAAGUAAAGUCUGUUCCGCGCCAGCUUUUCACGUUUUUUUUUCUCGCCAAAGUACCGUAUCCACAGGUCUUGAAGCGAAGCGUGCAAAAAAGCUCCGUAUACUGUGGUUUUCCGACUUUAGAAGAAAACGUGAAAAGUUGACGCGAUUUUCCUCAGAAUUAAUUGAUAAAAAUGGACACCUACAGAUCGUCGCGGCUGCCGAACAAUCCAACGCGUCGCAUUUCAUCGAGACUUUCCCCCAAAAGUUCCUGACCAGCGUUCGUUGACCACUUCUUGCUGGAUUCUGAUUGGAUGAGCUUUUGAGGUCGGAGAGCACGGAUCGACGUUGAGUGGAGGCCAGAAGCAGCGGAUCGCCAUCGCGAGGGCUCUUGUCACGGUAAUCCUCUUUUUUUUUGAACCUGAGUGAAAAUAGCGAUGGCUAUGGACGUUUUAUUGACUUUUUGGAGGGUUCAAAUACAACCUUUUGAGGUAGAAAUAACCGCUCUCUUCAUGGGACCAGAAAUAAUUUUCAGUUUCGUCAAUUUUUGAGCUAUUUGAAAUCUCAGAACUUUCGAGGUUUGAAGAUUUUUUAACCGGAAAAAUUGAACGCCCAAAUUUUGAUCUAGUGUAGUUAGAGAAGAAACAGAGGUUCAGACAUCGAAGAAAGGCUUUGGAUGCUUUUUUCCCAUUCCUGAUCAUAAUCUCGUGAAAGGUGAUAAAAUGGGUUUUUUUUUAAAUAGAGGACAUGAUAACUUCUAUAGCCGAUUCAUGGUCAACUUGGGACGCUUAGGAGGCGUGCCCUCUCUGCGCCCUCCACCAACCAGGCACUAUGUCUUUUUCAUCGUGUUAGAACCUUUUUUUCGAUGACUCAAGCCAGCCGUGAAUCAGCUAUAAUUUUCUUGUAAAAUUGUAGCUGUUUAUUUUGAAAGAAAGAAGGAACCCGUCCAAUACAUCACUUUUCCAGCAUCCGAACAUUCUGAUUCUGGACGAAGCGACGUCGGCACUCGACGCGACUUCUGAAUAUUUGGUGAGGCAGGCCCUGAACGACCUGCUCCAGAACAGCCAUCAAACAGUUAUGAUUAUCGCCCAUCGGUAAGAACUGGAUUUCUUUUCCGAAGUUUGAUUGUCGUUUGGAGGUUGUCGACGAUCAAACACGCCGACCAGAUCGUGGUGCUCGACAAGGGCGGCGUCGUCGAACAUGGCGACUUCGAGAAGCUGAUGCAGAUCCCAGACGGCGUCUUCAAGAAGCUCGUCGAGAAGCAGGCCAUCGGCUGGCAGAACGAGAUUUUCUGA
Messenger RNA from Caenorhabditis auriculariae, 4287 nucleotides. NCBI's taxonomy places the organism in Eukaryota, Metazoa, Nematoda, Chromadorea, Rhabditida, Rhabditidae. The record is from the annotation of a GenBank genome assembly.